GAAAGAUCCGAACAGUUGGCUCGAGCUCGCGCUGGUGAGGAGAGCUCAGACGACGAUGAUGAUGACAUGGAAGAGGGUGAUGAAGACGAGCUGGCUAAUCGUCAAAUUGAAAUUGAGAAUGAGCUGAUUAAAAAAAUGAAGGAACUGAAGGUGGAAAUCAAUGCAGAACAAGUAGCAAUAUGUGUGUCUGAUAUGAUCGCAGCCAUGAGCAUUCAUGCGAAAAAUUACGAACGUGUCAGAGCAUCGAGUCCUCCUCGCCAUGAUUUCAGCGAAGACGGACCCCUCAUAGAACUACCUUGGUCAGAUGAAGGAGAAAUAGGUGAUGACGAAAUUCUGGAGAGUGAGGAUGUAGAAGUGUUCGAUUGGUCCGAAGACAUAUUUCCAGAUGACGAUAAUGCGGUUGUAGGAGAGAAACGUCCGCUAGAUGUGCUUGACAUCUUAGAUUUGCCUUUGAAGCGGCGGGCGGUAGAAAAAGACGGAUUUAUCGAGCAAAAGCCAAUGGAGACAACUCCACCACCGUUGCAAUUGCGGUCAUGUUUAAGAUACCACGAAGAGGUAUCCAAGUAUGUCUUGCCAUAG
Messenger RNA from Strongylus vulgaris, 579 nucleotides. The record is from the annotation of a GenBank genome assembly. NCBI's taxonomy places the organism in Eukaryota, Metazoa, Nematoda, Chromadorea, Rhabditida, Strongylidae.